Messenger RNA from Melitaea cinxia (Glanville fritillary), 2508 nucleotides. RefSeq lists its product as uncharacterized. Gene Ontology annotation, biological process: G protein-coupled receptor signaling pathway. Bases 1 to 2508 code for a protein of 835 amino acids. Gene Ontology annotation, cellular component: cytoplasm. The transcript has 19 exons. NCBI's taxonomy places the organism in Eukaryota, Metazoa, Arthropoda, Insecta, Lepidoptera, Nymphalidae. The record is from RefSeq and is a predicted model, not a curated record. Gene Ontology annotation, molecular function: G protein-coupled receptor binding; guanyl-nucleotide exchange factor activity.
AUGCUAGGCGGGACGGGAGGUGCGGGGUCACCGGGCGAGGACCUGCUCACCGUCACCGUGGUCCGGGACGAGCACGGCUAUGGGAUGAAGGUGUCAGGUGACAACCCAGUAUACGUGCAGUCGGUCAAGGAGCAUGGAGCGGCAUGGCGAGCUGGUCUCCGUGCGGGAGACCGCAUCCUUAGGGUUGACUCCAUACCUGUUCAUCAUCACACACAUCAACAGGUCGUGCAUAUGAUACGAGCGAAUCCCUCCACAGUAUUGACAGUGCAACAGAACAGUUCGCGGCAUAAGACCCCCAUAACUGCACCGGUUCCUGUCAAUCCAGAAAAGCAGCGUCAGUUGGAAGUGUCGAAGGCGCAAACCGUGCGUCUGAUGCUGGAACAAGAACAGAAAUUCAUUAGGGAGCUCAAGAACGACAUGCUGAAGGUGCCGGACGUGCGCAAGCAGGCGCAGGUGGACGCGGCCGAGCAGCGCUGCGCCGUGCUGCAGCGACAGAUCGACGGCAUCGCGGCCGCGCAGCCGGAAGCCGCUCAUGCGCCGUCCACACCGAAGCUAGGACGCAAGGAAGCGGAGCGAGGCAAUUUCUUCCUGAGCGGAAUACCUCGCUCACUCAGCAACUUAACCGGACAAAGCUUGAGAAAUCUGCGACAGAAUCGGAACAAAGAGACGCCUCUAGUGCGACAACACUCGGACGAAGGGAAGCGAGCACACCAUACCGUCCCGCUCAUCCCCACCACAUGUCUAGACAACACGCCACCCCCCCUGCCCCCUCGCUCCGAAAGGCCCCAACGCCCCCGCCCUCGCCGCUCCCCAGUCAGUCCCCCCCCUAGUCCGGUGAAUCCCCUCGCGCGACCUAAGCCCGGCUCGUCCCGGUAUAUGAUGCCGUAUAGAGAGGAUCUGAGGUCGUCUCACUCUCUGGAGGAGUUGGAAGGGCCUCAGCCAAAUUCCAUCGCGUUGCAGAUGAGCUAUCCCUUGGUCAAUGCUCCGCCGCCUCCCUUGCAGACAGACAAUCGAGGCGGCGUGCCAGUCCUACACGUGAGGAGUCAGUCCUCUCCAGAACACCUAGACCACGAGUUACCUAGAACCCACGCGACCCACCCCGCCCCCGCCGAGAAGGAGAGGUGGUCUCGGGGAACGCCGCCGCCCGGCACGCCGCCCCCGCCCUACCCCCACCCGCAGCCGUGUGCAGACCCCCAACGAGCCAUAAUAUCAAUGGAGGAAGACGAUUCGCCUGCCUCGGACAAUUGUUCAUAUUCCGGACUUUUCUCAAAUCUUCAAUCAGUAAGGGAAUCCAAAGCGAGGACGGCAGUUCUAAUCAACUGGCUGUUAGGAGAAAGAAGGUGCGCAUGCGCAAGUUUGGUGUUGGUUCUGACGGAUGCGUUCCGAGGCGCGGCCGCAGUCACCACGCACACGCUGCGCCGCUGGGCCUACGAGAUACACUCCACCUUCCUCAUGCCGAACGCGGUGCUACAAUUGAACGGAGUUGAUGAGAACAUGGCGAAUGAAAUUGAACAUGUACUCGUGAAUGAGUUCGACAAAGAAGAGCUCCUGCGCAACGUGUUCCGCAAGGCGCGCCGCACGGCCAAGGACGAGCUGGGCCGGCAGCUCAGCGAGUUCCAGGUGAAGCGGCAGGUGGGGCUCGGCACGCUGUACGGGCCCGACGACGCCGUGCUCGAGCGCUGCGACGCGGACAAGGCGCAGGAACUGGUGGUGGUGGAGAAGCUGAUGUGCCAGCGCCUCAGCGUGGUGGCGGCGGCGCCCGUCGGCGGCUGCGGCGGGCCGCCCUCGCCGGACGCGCACGCCGCGCUGCUGGCCGCGCUGGUGGCCGCCGCGCUGUGCCUGCACUGCAGGCCAGCAUCAGUAGCGGCGGCGGUCGGUGGAUCCCGAGCAUCAUUCCUACAACGAGAUAAACUGUACAAGCAGAGAGUGAAACAAUUGACCAAACAACAUCCACAGCCAUUCGUAGUUCGAGGACACCACCUGCAACUGCAGGCGUUGACGUCAGUAGCGCACUGUCACCGCUGCGACCUGGUGAUCUGGGGACUCGCGCCGCAGGCCUACGUGUGCACUGACUGCAAGCUACGAGUGCAUCGCAGUUGCGCUCGGGGCGUGGAGGAGGGAUGUUGUCUGGACGGCGAGCACCACAACAACCGGAUCUCGCGCUUCAUGGAGCGCAUCCACGCGCAGCCCGCCGCAGGUCAAGACUCGAGCGAUAAGAAGUCGAGAAAAUCUUCAGGAACCGCGCACUUUCUCAACAUGGAACGCAGUUUUCGGAAAUACGAAGACGAGCCGUGGGACCAGACAUUAACGCCUGCCGCAGUUCAAGGUCAGUUGUAUGAACUCAUUAGUAACUUAGACUUAAGUUUUAACAGAAACUUAUUGAAAACAGAUUCGUUAUAUUUAAAAACGGUUCAUUUCUUUCAUGAACUGUUCAAUUUUGAACAUGACAUGGACAUAAAUAAGGAACCUUGUUUAAGAAAAACAUUUCGCAAUAACUUCGCGUUUUAG